CGCCAGGCUCCGGAAAGCGCAUCCUCAAUGAUUCACUAACCCUUGUUUCUGCUGACAAGGAACCAAUUAAGAACUCAAAAUGACAGACCGGACAAAUAACUUCCCUCCCCUACCUAGUUUCCUGAAAAUCAAGCCCUGCUUUUACCAGAACAUUGAAGAGGAAAUUCCUGCACCCCACCAACAGUUGGUGCGGAAAGUCUACAUCCUUUGGAUGAUGUACUCUGGCACACUGUGUAUGAAUGUAAUCUCAUGCCUUGCCUGGUGGGCUGGUGGUGGCAGCGCCACCAACUUUGGCAUCUCCCUGCUUUGGCUCGUGCUCUUCAGCCCCUGCAGCUACACCUGCUGGUUCAGACCUCUGUACAAGGCUUUCAGGGCUGACAGUUCUUUCAACUUCAUGACCUUCUUUUUCAUCUUCUUCCUUCAAUGUAUCUUUGCUCUCAUCCAGACCAUAGGCAUAUCUGGUUGGGGUACUAGUGGCUGGAUUGCGACAGUGAUGUUUUUCAGUUACAACGUGGGCUCCGCUAUAGUGAUGCUUAUCACGGCUGUGCUCUUCACUCUGGUGACCAUGCUAAUGGGACUGGUUCUCCUCAGGGUCCACAGACUGUACCGUGGUGGCGGCGGGAGUUUCGAGCGCGCCCAGGAGGAGUGGAGCACUGGAGCGUGGAAGAGUGCACCCGUAAGGGAAGCAGGGUUCAAUGCAGUCACUCAAACAGCCCAAGGCCCAAGUUUGCCCCAGUACCCCACCGCUGUGCCCAGCUACCCUGACAACAGUCACUGGUGA
Molecule: messenger RNA, 781 nt
Organism: Lampris incognitus (smalleye Pacific opah)
Lineage: Eukaryota; Metazoa; Chordata; Actinopteri; Lampriformes; Lampridae
Gene: scamp4
Product: secretory carrier membrane protein 4
Exons: 7
Coding region: 80-781 (233 amino acids)
Biological process (GO): protein transport
Cellular component (GO): trans-Golgi network membrane; recycling endosome membrane
Source: RefSeq, a predicted model, not a curated record